Molecule: messenger RNA, 2404 nt
Organism: Musa acuminata AAA Group (dessert banana)
Lineage: Eukaryota; Viridiplantae; Streptophyta; Magnoliopsida; Zingiberales; Musaceae
Product: probable polygalacturonase
Exons: 6
Coding region: 739-2109 (456 amino acids)
Biological process (GO): carbohydrate metabolic process
Molecular function (GO): polygalacturonase activity
Source: RefSeq, a predicted model, not a curated record
UGUAAGGUCAUUUCAUGGGAGUCUUCACGGGUAUUCUGGUCACUGGAAUCCAAGAGGCAAUGACCGGCCAUGUAGAACUGCUGACCCUUUCCCACUGCUCCUCAGCUGGCUGUAAUCUGCCCUCUUCCCCGGGUUUUGGUUUGCCAGAUUUCCAAACUGUAACUGACCAAGCCAAUUCUUUCAUGAAAUGACAUAUGUUUCUCCCUCAGGCUGAGAGAGAGAGAGAGAGAGAGAGAGAGAGUAUGGUUUCAGAGGAAAGCAGUCUAAAAAGAGUGAGGUAGCCAAUCAACUUACAAGAACUCAGCAGAAGCAGCAGCACGGGCAGAACUCUUAGCUUCAUUCCCGUGAUUUCAUGGGAGUUCUCUGCCCACAGGGACACCAAAACCAACCUGGUCUGCUCCAAUUCGCAGUGGGUUUGAGGCAGCUCGGGAAGGCACAGUAGAGCCAUGAGGGUGGUUUGUCCGGGAAGAGAGGGAGGGAGCAGCUGAAGACAAAAGGUGGUGGACAAGGACCGCUUGUUCUUUAGAAAGGACAGUGUCAUGAUUUUUCUCCUCUUUCUUGCAAUUUCUCCCCCUUUAGGUUGGUGGUGGGAUUGGUCUUCAGGUUCCACUUCCACUUGAUGGUGAUCGUAUCAUUUAGAUCGACCGGAGGUCCCUCAAGGGUGUUGGUGGUGCUUUCCCUUCGGCCUCUGUAGAUCCUUCUUGCUUUGCUUCUUUGGGGAGAUCAGAGCCCGGUCAUAUGAAGAGAUCUGCAGCUCUACUCGAGAUUCUUACGAUUCUUGCAAUUAUCGGUGAGUCCUCAUGGGCUGCCUUGCCUGGCUCAUACUGCAAGGAGAUGGGAUCAAGCACGUACCGACCACACAGUGUCAGUGUAACAGAGUUUGGUGCCGUAGGUGAUGGCAUCACGCUAAAUACCAAAGCAUUUCAGAAUGCUAUCUUUUAUCUCCAUUCUUUCGCUGAUAAGGGUGGGGCGCAGCUCUUUGUGCCUGCUGGAAAGUGGCUGACGGGGAGUUUUAGUCUCAUAAGCCAUCUCACUUUAUCGCUGGACAAGGAUGCAGUAAUAAUUGGAUCCAUGGAUUCUUCUGAUUGGCCAGUCAUUGAUCCAUUGCCUUCAUAUGGCCGAGGCAGGGAGCUACCUGGUGGAAGGCAUCAAAGCCUUAUACAUGGUUCCAACUUGACAGACGUAAUAAUAACAGGUGGCAAUGGGACUGUUGAUGGCCAAGGCUGUGUUUGGUGGGAGUGGUUUAACAACCACACUCUGAACUAUACUCGACCGCAUCUCAUAGAACUGAUGUACUCAAAAGGAGUGGUUAUCUCAAAUCUUACUUUCAUCAACUCACCGUUUUGGGCCAUCCACCCUGUAUAUUGCAGCCAAGUGCUCGUCCAGAAUGUCACAAUUCUUGCUCCACCUGAUUCACCAAAUACAGAUGGGAUCGAUCCCGAUUCAUCUGACAAUGUCUGCAUCGAAGAUUGUUACAUCAGCACCGGUGACGAUCUCAUAGUUAUCAAAAGUGGAUGGGAUGAAUAUGGCAUCUCCUUUGCUCGACCAAGCUCCAACAUCAGCAUCCGGCACAUUGUUGGCGAGGCCAAUUCAGGUGCAGGCAUUGCCUUAGGAAGCGAGAUGUCUGGCGGCAUAUCAAAUGUGCGGGCAGAGGACAUCUGUCUCUUCAACUCAUUGUAUGGCAUCAGGAUAAAAACGUCCCCAGGACGCGGUGGGUAUGUUCGGCACAUACACAUCUCGAAUGUCAUCAUGACCAAUGUCAAGACAGCGAUCGGGAUAACGGGACGGUAUGGUGAGCAUCCAGACGAGAACUACGAUCCAAAUGCACUUCCAGUUAUAGACAUGAUCACCAUCGAAGAUGUUUCGGGAACAGUUAUCAAGCAUGCUGGCACAUUAGAGGGAAUCAAGGGGGAUAACUUCAACAGCAUUUGCUUGUCCAAUGUCCACCUUAAUGUGACUUCAAAGCAUCCAUGGAAGUGUUCCUACAUCGAAGGCUUUUCGAACCUAGUCACUCCAGAAUUAUGUGAAUCACUCAGAAACCCCUACCAAUCAUCAGUUUGCUAUACUGCUAACCAUUUCGACUGCUGCAAUCUGGUCCAAGCUGCCUGAGAAGUGUGUUGGGAGAUCUGGCAUCACGCUAACCUUGUUCAGGCAAUGCAUACAAGUAGAAAUAACUCCGAUACAUGCGCUUAUUUUGUUUAUCUGUUGACAUAUUGUGUUUAACUUCCAGCUGAGACUGGUAUUGCUUUCUUUUCUUGUCAUAAUAAGUUGCAAAGAGCAUGAAGUCUUCCUUUCCAGAGAGCAUGCUGCUCUUGCCUCCAUCCUUGCUAUAGAAUUCGAGUGAAUGAGUGAUGUAAAUUGGUGUCCUUUUUUUCAUUGUGAUUGCUUUUCUUUUCUUUUCUUU